AUGGUGAUCAGUCCGAAGUGGACUUCGUACAGAGAUGAUGAUGUUGGAAAAUCUCAAUUUGUGAAGGAGACAAUAUUGAAUGACAAAUGGUGGGACAAAGUAGAUUAUAUCAUUGCAUUCACCGAGCCAAUUUAUGACAUGUUACGACGAACUGAUACUGAUCGUCCAUGCCUUCAUUUGGUGUAUGAUAUGUGGGAGUCUAUGAUAGAAAAGGUAAGAAAGGUUAUAUACCGCAAAGAAGGCCUAACUGAAUUUCAAGAUUCUUCAUUUUAUUAUGUCGUGUAUUAUAGCCAGGAAUGGCUUAGUGAGUCGUCGGGUCGUCUAGCUCCGCAUGUAGAUGAUGAUAUGUCAAAGAAACGACGUAUAUGCUUUGAGAGAUAUUUUGAAGGGGAAGAACUAAGAAAGGUGAAUACUGAAUUUUCUCUUUUUUAUGCUGGAAUGAGAGAAUUUGCGGCUGCUAAUUGCAUUGCUGAUAGAUGGUGUAUGGAGCCAUUUAUAUGGUGGGUUACUUAUGGUACACCUACUCCUAUAUUGCAGAGGUUAGCUUUCAGAACUCUUGCCCAACCUAGCUCCUCAUCUUGCUGUGAAAGAAACUGGAGUACCUUUGGCUUUAUUAAUUCUUUGAAAAGAAAUAAGAUCACACCAAAAAGAGGAGAAGAUCUAGUGUAUGUGCAUUCUAAUCUUCGCCUUCUGUCCCGAAGAGAACCACAUUAUAUGACAGGUGAGACAAGAAUGUGGGAUGUUGCAGGUGAUACAUUUAAUACUAUGGGAAGCGGUGGAAUACUUGAGAUUGCAAAUCUUUCGCUUGAUGAACCAGAACUAGAGAGUGUGACAUUCAAUGAUCCAGCUGUACCUGUUGAUGAAGAUGUGAACUUAGAUGACAAUUAA
Molecule: messenger RNA, 888 nt
Organism: Papaver somniferum (opium poppy)
Lineage: Eukaryota; Viridiplantae; Streptophyta; Magnoliopsida; Ranunculales; Papaveraceae
Exons: 2
Coding region: 1-888 (295 amino acids)
Molecular function (GO): protein dimerization activity
Source: RefSeq, a predicted model, not a curated record